This is a messenger RNA of Coprinopsis cinerea okayama7#130, 2010 nucleotides long. RefSeq lists its product as hypothetical. The record is from RefSeq and is a predicted model, not a curated record. The transcript has 4 exons. The coding region runs from base 1 to 2010 and encodes 669 amino acids. Lineage: Eukaryota; Fungi; Basidiomycota; Agaricomycetes; Agaricales; Psathyrellaceae.
AUGGCUGCCCGUGGGGGCUGGGCCGGUCAGCCGCUAAUUGGCCCGUCACCCCAUCGACUUGACUCCAAGUAUCGACUGGAAGUCCUAUUCAACUUCAGAAGUCUACAUAGGAUCACGCCCGCGAAGCUCGACCCCCUAUUGUUCCUCGCGCUUCGCUGUCUCGCCUCAGCCAGGAGUAACACGCACAUCUUCGAUGUCGUAAACUGUUCAGAACCCGGAAUAUCUUUCUCCGAUGACCCUGAUAAUACUCACUCGAGGCUUCUUCGACCCUUUUUUUUGUCUCAUUUGGCGGCAUCACGCCCAUCAGGGUUCCGCCCUAUUGUCUUCAAAAGGGUACACUGGAGAAUAUCCCCCAAGGAUCCUUUCUCAUCCUCCGUUGCGGCAGCGCCCCAGCACAUCCCCUUUCCACAGCCUAAAGCGGGUGCUUUCCAUACCGCGAAGCCCUCACCACCCUCCAUUCCUUUGUGCCACCCUCUUUCUGAUUCUGACAGACCAUUGCCCCUUUCGGUAUUCUCCGCCCUUCCUAGCCCCGCCGAACGAAGUUCAACACGAAAAGCCCACAAAUCCAGUCUUCUCCCUCAGCCCUCUUGGAUGCACGAUUCCUAUUCACUCCCCACCUAUUCUGAACGGGACAUCGCCACGUCUAUCAGCGUCUCACCCAAUCUCAGUUUCAAUCCUCAUUCAACUUGGAACGACGAUUCUAAACCCGCCGCCUAUCACCAGACCCUACCCUCCCGAUUCCGUGGGGUCAUUUUAGGCUUUGUCUCCCUCCUUGCCCCCAUCCUCGCUUUCUUCUCCGGCCUUUGUGACAUCACAAAGCAAUCAUUAUCCAAAAUGAACUUGUAUCCGUAUUCUUCCAAGCGGGAGAGCCGCUCUACAACUUCUACUUCUACUACUUCAACAACCGCGAUACCAGAAGCUUCAGCAUCGUUCGCCAACUUACAAAGUAUCUACCCACUUGGCCCACCCAAUACAUCCUCCGAUUCAUUCCCGUCGUUCACAUCGACAACAUCCCUCCCUCUCCCCGUCCCACCCCACUUUUUCCGAAAGUACGCCACUCGAUCGACGAAAGCAAAGACAUCGAAGACCUCCUCCGACAUGAGUCCACAUGGCGGGGGCGCGUUCCUUCGCAAGAUGUUGUCGUUGAACUUCCGGAAGGACAGCGCCAACAAUCGGAACGCGAACCAGAGUGAAGGAGAGAUGCGCAACAGGAAGAAGAGCUUCCUUCGCUCGUCGUCGGAUAGUGUUGCCACUCCCUCUCCUCUGUCGCAGAUGUCUCGUGGCCAUGGCCAUGGUCAUACUAGCUCCCCGUCCUUGGCCUCAUUCACCACCGUCUACACCGGCAGCUUCGGACGCGAGAGCCCAGCCAUGUCUCGCGCUUCCUCUGAAUUAAGCGUCUUGUCCAGCGGAGAGUCCGGUCUCGAGUCGGAUAGCACCCUCUACGUAUCCGAGGACGAGGUGACACCCGCUUCUGCUUCAUUCAGGAAACUCUCCAUUCAGACUGAGUAUACGAUCAGGGCAUCGCAGCAAUACCAGUCCCAUACUCCCGAGUUCACCAACCCGUUCCAAAGUGACCUCGAAACCCCUCGCGCUUCAAAGUACCACCAUCGCCAACAGCAGUACCACGACCAAGACCGUGACCGUGACCGCGAACACGACAGGGACCGCAACCGCCGAAACCCCCGCCCAGUCCACAACCUCGGCGAAUUCCUCGCUACCCGUCGCGCAUCCGCCUUGCUCUGCCCGCCCGAACCUCCCAGUCGACUGGGUCGCAGGAGGAGCAAGACGACUCUGGCGACUCCGGCUUCCCCAUCGUACGUCUAUGGGCAGAGCGGAUUUGGGUAUAACAACGACCACUACGGUCAAGAAGAUGUAGUCCACCCUCGCAAACCCUCGUAUGUCGAAGCGACGUUUACCCCCCUCCCUGUCCCCCCUUGGCAUCGACGACGCAGAGCGGAGUUGGUGUUUGAGCCUGAGGAUGGGGACGAUGAAGAGCAUCGACGUCGCUGA